AAGAUAUCCUCUUCGGUGGACGAUACCUAUCCUCUAGAUCAAUUUAGGCUUUUGAAAUCAGAAGUGUUCCAUAAGCCCCAGGUUCUCACACACAUGGUAUCCGGUUGAGUCCAGGUCAAGUGAGCUCGAGCUCGAGCCCGAGGCCAACCUGCUAGGGCCUAUUAGAAUGCGUGUGAGAAGUGGAGAUAAAAUGGUUCAAUUUCUAAUUUGGGAGAAGAGAAAUGGUGCCGAGGUCGGCUGCGGUAUCCGCAUUUUUGUUCACUCCCCCUUAUCUCUCUCUCCCCCAACCCAACCCCACCCCACCCCACCAAGAAUCCAGUCUCCAUUGUGUACAAAAAUAAAAUCAAGCAGUUGGCAGGUGUCUCCUCAAAAUAAAUCUCUAUAUAUAGAGACCCAUCUAUCUGUUGACUUAAAUAUAAAGCCAUGAUCAGCGCCUCCCUCUCACUUCCACUCUCCGAGAGAAAAGAUGCGUUUCUCUCUCAAAUCCAAAUCCACAGUGGACCAGCAACUUGCUUCUUCUUCAUCAUCAUCUCCUACUUCUCCUUCUCAUGUCACUGCUUCCACCAUGGCUAAUUCUGUUGAUGCCAGCCACAACAAUAAGAAUAAGAGCAAUAGAAAGCGGUUUCUGCCUCCGCCGCCCCUCCACCCUCCUCCUCGACCAUUCAUUAAAUCCGACGGCCACCUGACGUCGACUUCGACGACAAGAGAUAACACGCCUCGCUCCAAUUCUACCUCAACGAACCACACGCCUCUCUCGACCCCCACCGCCACCACCACCACCACCACCACCAUCAACCUCAAGCGAGAGUUCACCAUCGCCACGCAGACCAACUCCUACAACGACAUAUGGACGAAGAUCCAUUCCCCCACCCACGUCGCGACCCACUCCGAGCUCCUCCAGCCAGGCCAUGACGCCAUAGCGGAGGCCCUGCACAACGCCAAGCCCUCGUCCUCCUCUGCAGCCACCCUCGCCUCCCACUACUUUAACGUCAGUGAAGAAGCCUCCUCCCUCUGCCUCUCCCUCCAUUCCUCGACGACGUGCACUUUCCAGCUCUACUCCCCCCUCCGCCAACUCCUUGAAAUUUUGCCUCAUCCUACUCUUGAUAACAACAACAGCAACCACGUCCACCUCUCUCCCCCACAACUCAAAUUCGCCAAUCGCCAAUUCCUCGCCUUCCACGAAUCAUUUGAAAACCCGUUCCCACACCCUCCAGUUGAGCCCUUCUCCCAACUCCGUCAGCAUUUCUCCAACCUACGCCGUGACCUCGACCGCAACCUGCACAGGACCCGCCGCAAGCUCAGCUUCCUCCGCCGAACCACCAGAACCGCCGCCCUCUGCCUCGUUGGCGCCACCUUGGCCGUCACGGCAACUGCCAUCGUGCUCUUCACUCACGUUAUUGGAGGUGCCACAGUGAUGGCCGCUGCUGCAUCAACAGGGCCAUCUUGCUUCUUCUCUCUACUGCCGGCCAACUUUGCAAAGACAUCCUUUCGGAUGGUUAGGUGGCGUGUGGCCCAGCUCGACACCACCGCCAAAGGAGUCUAUGUCCUCAGCAGCGAUCUCGACACCAUAGAGAGGCUGGUGACGAGGGUUCACGAGACAGUGGAGAGUGACACGGCACUCGUGAGAAUGGGGGUGGAGAGGGGGGAGAACUCUACUGUGGUGGUUGGAGAGGUGGUGAGGCAGCUGAGAAGGAGCCAGCCUAAGCUAACACAGCAGCUGAGGGACCUGGAGGAGCACCUCUGCCUCUGCCUCGCCACCCUCAACAGGGCAAGGUCCCAGCUCCUCCACCAAAUCUCCCUCAAUGCACCCUCACCCUCCUCCAAUACCAGACCACCUCAUUCUCCCUCCUCACUCUGACUAACUUGACUCAAACGCAUUUCUCUCUCUCACACAAACAAUGAAAGAGAGGCUCAAAUGAAAAUGAGGUAUACAAGUUGCUUCUCUAUCCAAAUCAUCAAACCCCUACCUACAAUUAGACACCUCUAUCUCCCCCCAAAAUUCCAUGCAAUUCUAAUUGAGAUGUAUUGUAUUAGUCAUUUUUUCCCAGUAUUUAAAUCCGAUGCAUUGAUAUUUUCCAUUGAGAUGAAUUGGCCCUGGCCCCUAGAGGUGGGGGGUCCCCUUGGCUCUCUUACCUGAUGGGAGCCUUUUGCUUUAGUUCUGGCUGUAUCUAUCCAGUUGUUUACCCUUGA
This is a messenger RNA of Amborella trichopoda, 2190 nucleotides long. RefSeq names its product UPF0496 protein At3g19330. Lineage: Eukaryota; Viridiplantae; Streptophyta; Magnoliopsida; Amborellales; Amborellaceae. The record is from RefSeq and is a predicted model, not a curated record.